This is a messenger RNA of Colletotrichum orchidophilum, 1848 nucleotides long. RefSeq lists its product as uncharacterized. The annotation marks the transcript as partial. The record is from RefSeq and is a predicted model, not a curated record. The transcript has 3 exons. Lineage: Eukaryota; Fungi; Ascomycota; Sordariomycetes; Glomerellales; Glomerellaceae.
CCGGCUCUUCGGCCGGAGAUCCGAUUGAAGCAUGGGUACGUAUCUUAUCAGUCAGGUUCCCGCGGAGGAAGAUACCAGCCGUUAUCGGCCCCACAUCGGAACGGAUCUCGGACCCCAUCGGAGGCCAGUUCUGUUACCGAAACCCUCGUAGGAUUGGCAUAUUCAUCAAACAGUCUGGAGCCUGUAGCCCUCGUUGAAUUACACGAAAGGUAUUCACGCAUUGAGGUUGCUUCCACCAUGGGCAAUACCAUUUCAUACCAAGAAACGCCGGUCGAGCUCGAACUGGGUGACCGAGGCACAAUCCGCGGCCUCCAGCUCGACGACAAGUCCCGACGCUACACCGGGGUUCCUUACGCCCUGCCGCCGACUGGCGAACACCGGUGGCGCAAACCUCGGCCGUUGCCCACGUCAUACUCCUACACCGAUGGUAAUGGAGGUGCCUAUGACGCGACAAAGUUCAAAUCCGUGUGCCCUCAGAAGGCCUUCCACGUGGUCAAGCCAGAUGGCGGAGGAAAUACGUACAGCGAAGACUGCUUAUUCGUCAACAUUUGGACCCCCGUGCCAAAAGAGGGCGAGGCAAACAAGAAAUGGCCGGUACAGCUCUGGAUCCAUGGCGGCUGGUUCCAGAUGGGCGAUCCAUCCCAAGAGCCGGGGAUGGACGCGACGGAGCUGAUUACUACGGGCGGGCUCAACGCCGUUGUCGUAGCGAUCGGAUACCGCCUCAACGUGUUUGGGUUUCUCGCGGGUAACGAUCUCCUGCAGGAAAGCAACGGCGAAGCAGGAGGAAAUUUUGGUCUAUGGGAUCAACGCGUGGCGGCAGAAUGGGUAAAGGACAACAUUGCUUAUUUCGGAGGAGACCCGGGGAACCUGACGCUCGCCGGCCGCAGUGCUGGGGCGUACAGCGCCGAAGCACAGAUGCUCUACGACUUUCGGAAAGCCGGUAGCAGCUCUUCGCUGUAUCGUCGCAUUUUCAUGGACUCGAACGCGAUUCCAGCGCAGCCAAAGUCUCUCGCCGAUGUCCAAGGCCAAUUUGAGGAGCUCUGCGAAUAUUUCAAGAUCGACGUUGCUAUUUCUGGAGGCGAAAAGCUCUCGAUUCUUCGGGGGAAGACGGUUGAGGAGCUAGUGGAGGCGAUCCCUAAGUUGAAUAAUCACACAUUCCGACCCGUUACAGAUGAUGUCUUCAUACACUCGGGUAUGAUUGAGUACCUCCAAAGCAAGGGGUUCGCAGACGAGUUCAAACGAAGAGGGUACAAGUUACUCAUCGGCGAGGUCCGCAAUGAAGAGACUCUCUACUCCUCCUACAAUUCGCCUACAGAGCCCACGCUGGAAGCUCUGCGCUUGCAAGUCUCAAACUACUAUGCUCCAGACGUCACAGACCGUGCUAUUCAACAGUAUACCUUGCCAGAAACAAACAAAUUGCAAGACUGGAAAACCGCCUUUGGAUCAAUCGUUUCGGACGGCCAAGUGCGCGCGCCAUCCAGGGCGCUGGCGAAAACGCUGGUUGACAACGGCGUUAACAUUCGAGACGUGUGGCGGUACCAAAUCGCCUACAGGCUGUCCUUCAUUGACGAAAAGGUAGCGCCGGCAUCGUUCGGGGUGGCGCAUGCCAUGGAUAGGCCGAUCUGGAACUUUUCAAUCACUCAUGGACCUACCGCGGCCGAAAGAAAGCUGAUGGAAGACUGGAUCCAAAUCUUGGUCAAUUUCGUGAACGAUACUGUGGACUACGAGUUUGGGACAAAGAGCGUUGACCAGAUGAAGGUCUUGACUCCGGAGGGAACGAUCGAAGUUCGACCUGAUGAGCGAUGGAAUGAGCUGGUGGAGUUAGGGGAUAUUUUUGCUGGCAAGUGA